Aureobasidium melanogenum CBS 110374 is the source of this 1074-nucleotide messenger RNA. RefSeq names its product quinone oxidoreductase. Bases 1 to 1074 code for a protein of 357 amino acids. Lineage: Eukaryota; Fungi; Ascomycota; Dothideomycetes; Dothideales; Saccotheciaceae. Gene Ontology annotation, molecular function: zinc ion binding; oxidoreductase activity. The record is from RefSeq and is a predicted model, not a curated record. The transcript has 3 exons.
AUGAAUGCCAUUGUCGUCGAGAAAUACGGAGGAGUUGAAAAUCUCGUGCACAAGCGAGUGCCCAAACCCACAGAAUUGAACGACUAUGAUGUACUCGUGAACGUGAAAGCUGCUAGUGUCAAUCCAAUCGACAUGAAGGUAAGAGCAGGAGUUUACGAUGACUACGCCGACUACUACGACCAUGUUCCUAAGCCAAAACCAGGCGAAGGCGGCUAUCAAAUCAUCGGAUUCGAUGGAGCUGGUGUGAUCGAACAGGUCGGCCCAAAAGUCAAAAACUUUUCCACUGGCGACGCGAUUUACUAUUCAGGCUCACCCAUACGACAAGGCUCAAAUGCAGAGUUCCAGCUGGUUGACUCUCGAUCCGUUGCCAUGAAACCAAAGAACCUCAGCUUUAUCGAGGCUGCAGCAUUGCCCCUGACUUGGAUUACCGCAUACGAAGCUCUUGUCGAACGGAUGGAGAUCAAAAGGGGUGAAAAAGCUGGUCUCCUGAUUAUUAAUGGUUCUGGAGGUGUUGGGUCAGUCGCAAGUCAGAUUGCUAGAACGGUCCUUGAUUUGCCUGUAGUUGUUACCACGACGUCGCGACCCGAAACCACCGAAUUUUCAAGAUCCAUGGGAGCUACGCACACGGUAAAUCAUCGUGAAGAUCUGCCACCACAGAUCGAGAAUUUGGGGCUGGAUGUACCAAUCAAGUACAUUUUCAUCACCCACUCGACAACUCCUUAUAUCGAGCCGGCGGCCAAGAUCUGUGCUCCAUUCGGCAAAGUCUGCUCGAUUGUUCAAGCCAAGGACAUCCAGAUGUACGGCACGGAGUUCAUGGCCAAGUCUUUAAGUUUUAUUUGGGAGCUGUUGGGCACGAAGCCCUGGUAUGGAGUCGACAUGGAUUCCCACGGUAAAAUACUGGAAGAGCUUAGGCAAUUGGUCGAAGACGGCAAGGUCAAGACUCACCUGCAGCAGAGCUUCAGACUGGAUCUGGAGGGGUUGAGGAAGGCGCAUGAAGCUAUUGAGAGCGGAGGUUCCAUGGGCAAGAAUGGACUGAGUGUCGAUUUCGGUGAAGGAGCCACCACAUUUGCAUAG